UUCCAUGUAUUGAAUAUGGCGGUAGCAGUGUUCCUGUCGCUAUUCAACCAAGCGGGAACAGCUUGCAAGCUACCACCCACGUCAUGGAAGCAGACACGUGCCUGCUAACGCCAUCUGUGCCCCAGAGGUCGUCCAUUGAACUGCGGUGUAUAUAUCUCUGUAGCAUUCUGCAGCUGAGGGCACAUCGGAGCACCAUGCGCAACAGAGGAGGUGUUCUCGUGGCCUUGCUCUGUGUUUGGCUGCCUUCGGCGAAUUCCCAAAACGUUCAAGAUGCUGCUGUCGCGGAAGCAGCAAAUACAGCACUGCAGGUGUUAUGGCAGCGGAAUGUGGACGAGUCAACUACAGACUUGAGAAACCCACAGAGCCUGAACAGAGUGAGCCCUCCGCCAAGUGCAGUGCUCAGGGUAGCUACGCCUGAAUCCACCGAAGUAGCGAACAUGGCCAAGGUCUUUGAAGAAGUGGCAGUGGCACUGGUUGCUGGAGGAGCUUCCCAGUCUCCUUCCACGUUUCGUCAGAUGAGCCUGCCACCCUUUCUGCAAGGGCUACGUGAAAAGUACUGCGACGUAAAUUUCACGUGCAAUCCCAAUUAUCCAUACAGGACGCCAGAUGGCUCCUGCAAUAAUCUCCAUGAUCCCGGUAGGGGAAAGACAUUCACCUGCAUGCGACGGCUGCUUCCGUCAGAGUACGCUGAUGGUAUUCGAGAACCCAGAGUCGCCAAGUCUGGCAAUCCUCUUCCAAAUGCACGUAGGAUCUCGUUCACGGUGCACGCAAACAGGAAUGUGCCAUCACCCGAAAUAACCCAUCUCGUGAUGCAGUUUGGUCAAAUCGUCGAUCAUGAUCUAGUCAUCGCACCGCAGGAAGCAAAUCCAGUCAAUCCUCAGGUAGCAUUGGAUUGCUGCUUGGUGGAGACGCAGAACUUCUCGCAAUGCUUCCCAAUUCCUGUCCCGGAGGAUGACCCAUUUUAUCGCCAAUUCGGUACGACUUGCUUGCCCAUCACUCGCUCGCAACCAUGCAGUCGCUGCGUCAUAGGGCCUAGAGAGCAGCAGGUCGUGGUGAGCUCUUACAUGGACGCAUCACAGAUUUACGGCAGCUCCCAGAGAGUGAUGGACAGCGUGCGGCUUUAUGAAAAUGGACUCCUUGCAUUCCAGCUUGUGAAUAACCGCGAGCUGCUUCCGGGGGCCACUGAUCCUUUGAUGGACAGAUGUACGCGUUCCAGCGGACAAGUAAACAAAUGCUUCUUAGCCGGCGACGUGAGAGUGAACGAGCAACCUGCGCUGAUGUCUUUGCACGUGAUAUGGCUACGACGUCACAAUGACGUUGCUCGGACGCUCCAGAGGCUGAACCCUUCUUGGGAUGACGAACGCCUGUUUCAGGAAGCUCGCCGGGUGAUUGCAGCCCAAUUUCAAAUCGUCAUGUAUACGGAGUGGCUGCUUGUGGUGCUUGGUCCUGAAGUGAUGGCGCAGUACGGAAUAACGCCACUGCAAUGUGGAUUCAGCGAAUACAACGCCAUGUUGGACGCCACCCCUCUGACAGAGUUUGCUACCGCCGCCUAUCGUGUGGGGCAUACUCUUAUCCAAGAUUUCUUCAUGUUUAAUAACAAGUCCGGAGAGGAGCACUUCUUUCCCCUCAAGGAAAACUACUUCUUCCCGUUCAGGCUGUACGACGGAGAACUGGACCCGAUUCUCCGCGGCCUUACAACGCAAAGCAGUCAAACACGUGACAGGUUUAUGGUGGAUGCCGUGACGAAUCAGAUGUACCGUCUAAGAAAUGAAGUACUUGGCUUGGAUCUGGCCGCAAUCAACAUUCAAAGGGGUCGUGACCACGGCAUUAAAGGCUAUGUAGAACACUUUGAAUACUGUACUGGGAACCAGAUAACGAGCUUUGACGACUUACGUGGGCUGAUCCCUGAUGACAUCGUCGACUUGUAUGCGCAACUUUACGAAGACGUCAGAGACAUCGACCUCUUUUCGGCUGGCAUAACCGAAAUCAGACUUCCUGGAUCACUUGUUGGCCCAGUGUUUGCCUGCAUUAUGGGGGAAACGUUCCACGUGUUAAAGUUUGCCGACAGAUUCUUCUACGAGCACGGAGGCCAAGUCGGGUCCUUCACAGAAGGUCAGUUGAAGGAACUCAGGAAGACAACGUUCGCAAAAAUACUCUGCGACUAUGGCGAUGACAUCACACAUAUGCAGAAAAAUGCGUUCAGGCUCCCGUCGGACAAUAAUCCUGUGGUUUGCUGUCAGGAAAUUCAAGGAAUGAGCCUCGACCCAUGGAAGGAGUGAGCUAACAAUGGUGUGCUGGUCACUGAGCGACAACUUACCUUUCGGUUGCUCUCUGUUCGCGGCUAUAAGAAGGUGAAACUGUGAAAAAUAAAUAAAACUCAUUUGA
Messenger RNA from Ornithodoros turicata, 2385 nucleotides. Its product is annotated as peroxidase-like. Lineage: Eukaryota; Metazoa; Arthropoda; Arachnida; Ixodida; Argasidae. Gene Ontology annotation, molecular function: heme binding; peroxidase activity. Bases 84 to 2279 code for a protein of 731 amino acids. Gene Ontology annotation, biological process: response to oxidative stress. The record is from RefSeq and is a predicted model, not a curated record. The transcript has 16 exons.